Molecule: messenger RNA, 2146 nt
Organism: Carassius carassius (crucian carp)
Lineage: Eukaryota; Metazoa; Chordata; Actinopteri; Cypriniformes; Cyprinidae
Product: zinc-binding protein A33-like
Exons: 6
Coding region: 248-1633 (461 amino acids)
Molecular function (GO): protein binding; zinc ion binding
Source: RefSeq, a predicted model, not a curated record
CCUGUUAUUCACUGUAAUGUGACAUCCUGGAGGGAGGAGCUGAUAAAGCUUCUCGUGAAAUGAAACUUAAAUUACAGAAAAGAAAGUGUUGGGUGUAGUGGGGAAAGGUAAAGCAGGGUUUGCAGGACAUCUCCAAUAAGAAAGUGGAGUAAAUUUAUUGGGUUUUAGAAGUAAAGCAGCUAUUGCUAUUACUACAAUUUCUGUUGGAGAUUUUAUCAGUGGAGUGUUUCUACUGAGAACUGACUUCAUGGCUGAAGCUUUGUCCUGUUUUGAGGAGGAUUUCACAUGUCUCAUCUGUUGUGAUGUCUUCACCGAUCCGGUCACUCUGAAAUGUAGCCACAGUUUGUGUGAGAAAUGUCUCCAGCGUUUCUGGACGACUCAGGACGUGCCGCGGUGUCCAGUCUGUCGGAAGGAAUGCUCUCACGACGAACCCACCAAGAGCCUGGCGUUCAGAGCACUCUGUGAGACCUUCAAGAAGAGAAAACCCUCCGCUGUUUCAGGAGACGUUUGUCCAGAACAUAAAGAGGCACUCAAACUCUUCUGCUUUAAGGACCAGCAGCCCAUCUGUUUGGUCUGUUACACGUCAAAGAAGCAUGAAAAUCACAAGUGUUCUCCUGUCGACGAAGCCGCUGGGAAUUUAAAGAGAGAUCUCAAGACAAAGAUGAACAAACUUCAGGAGACCCUUGAUAAACUCAAGAAAGCCUGUGAGAGCUGUGUGAAACAGGCUGAGCUCUUUAAGGAACACACUAGUAUGGACGAAGUCCAGAUCAAAAAGGAAUUUGAGAAGCUCCAUCAGUUUCUUAGAGACGAGGAGGAGAAACACAUCAGAUCCUUGCGUAAAGAAAAGGAAAUUCAAGAUGGGAAAGUCAAGGCCAGAAUAAAGGAGCUGUCCAAACAGAUAUCAGAUCUGUCUGAGAGGAUGGCAGCCGUCUGGCAGGACACGGAAGAAAAAAACAUCACAUUUCUCCAGAAUUACAGCGAUACAUUAAAAAAACUCAAACGGCCAUCAGUACCAAACACAACCCCUGAACAAGAAGAAUAUCAGCACCAUCAUUUUCAGACAAUGAUCUUCACCACCUGGGCCAGAAUGCAGAACCUUGUGGAAAAGUCUCCUGUGACUCUGGAUCCAGACACAGCCUCCAGUAAACUACAGGUGUCAGAGGAUCGCACCAGUGUUGAGUACAAAAAAAAGAAAAUACAGGUGUCUGAUAACCCAGAGAGGCUGUAUGUGGGAGUGCUGGCCUCGCAGGGCUUCAGCUCAGGUGUGCACUGCUGGGACGUAGAGGUAAGAGACAAUGACCACUGGACUCUGGGAGUAGUGGGGGAGAUGGUGGACCGCAAAAGACUUUACAAAAUGGACCCGAAGAGUCGUUUUUGGUGUUUUCGUUAUGUGGAUUAUGAAUACAAGAAAGGAAGUAAAACUAUCAGCCAUAUUAAAAGCAAUGAGAGGCCAAAUGUUAUCCGACUGCAGCUGGACUUUGAUGAAGGAGAGCUGAGAUUCAUCGACCCUUUCAGAAACAGAGUUUUAUGCACCUACACUGGUGGAUUUCCAGAGAAGGUGUUCCCAUAUUUCUGUAGCGGAGAUGUGGACAAGCCACUUAAUGUUUUUGUGGCAAAAAAACGAAACUUAUAAACAACUUUUUUUUUUGUUACAAAUAUGUACCUGGGAGGGGUGGAAGGCACCCAUACUUAAAAAAAAAACUGUUUGUGGCUUGUCAGAGUAAAAUUUUAGCAUUACAGAUGUUACAUCAAAGUAAAUGUAUCCAUGUCUAAGAAAUAUUCAUGAAGCAUAUAGGUGAUUUAUCAACAUAUAAUACCAUGCAAAUCAUUUAGCUAAAUAUUAGCCUGAAUAGGUAAGCAAGCUAGAUUUUUUUCAAAAUUGCAGCUGUGGGGCAAAGUGAGCCAAAUGAUGCGGGGUAAAGUGAGCCAGCAUUUUACCUUACCACAUCAUAAAGCACUGAUGUAGAGUUAAAUCUUUAAAGUAUUAACUGGUAUUAUAAUGUGAUAUUACACAACUGAUUUACUUUAUCAAAUAUAUAUAUAUACGUAUUAUUUGUAGUUUUAUUUAAUAGGGAAAGUGUACAUGUGCACCAAAUCCUUCUCUGAUAAGAACCAGAAGGUGCUUUUCACCAAAUUAUAAUCAUAU